Molecule: messenger RNA, 4917 nt
Organism: Doryrhamphus excisus (bluestripe pipefish)
Lineage: Eukaryota; Metazoa; Chordata; Actinopteri; Syngnathiformes; Syngnathidae
Product: aryl hydrocarbon receptor nuclear translocator
Biological process (GO): regulation of DNA-templated transcription
Cellular component (GO): nucleus; transcription regulator complex; cytoplasm
Molecular function (GO): protein dimerization activity; DNA-binding transcription factor activity
Source: RefSeq, a predicted model, not a curated record
GCUAUCUCGCUGCUAGCUUGGAACGCCAUCUUGAACCGACAGGGUGUUUAAACCCGAGAGAACUCAGCCAAGGGGGUCGACAGGAGUUCCGGCGUUUGUUUUUUUUCGUUCCUUCGAACCCCCGGGGGCCGCUGAAAAGGCUCCAGGCAUGGCUCGGAGCCCUUAUAAGUCACAUUAAAGCCAUAGCAGCGAGGACAUCGCCGCGGCGCUUGUAGUUAGCUUUUAGCUAGCUAGCUAGCUAGUUAGCAAGGGGGAGGAGCGGGGUUUUGAGUGCAUUUGUUUUCUCCCGCAGAAGUAGUUUGUUUAUGUUAUUCCACACGGACAUGUCAUCUUCAAACCAAGACUUAACAGACCCCGGUCUGGGCAUGGGGGCAAGUGGCACCCAAGCAAGCGGCGGGGCUGUGGUGCCAAAAGGGAGCAACAAGAGACGAGCCCCUGAUUUUGACGACGACGAGGGCAGCAAGUUGUUCAGGUGUGACGAUGACUCGGGGGGGCCCAACAACGACAAAGAGCGCUUCGCUAGGGAGAACCACAGCGAGAUUGAGAGGCGGCGGCGGAACAAGAUGACGGCCUACAUCACAGAGUUGUCGGACAUGGUGCCCACGUGCAGCGCCCUGGCACGGAAGCCCGACAAGCUGACCAUCCUGCGAAUGGCCGUGUCGCACAUGAAGUCUCUGCGAGGGAGCGGCAACACCAACGCCGACGGAUCCUACAAGCCUUCCUUUCUCACCGACCAGGAGCUGAAGCACCUCAUCCUGGAGGCAGCCGACGGCUUCCUGUUCGUGGUGUCGUGCGAGACGGGCCGCGUCGUAUACGUCUCGGACUCGCUGACGCCUGUCCUGAACCAGUCCCAGUCGGACUGGCUGGGCUCGUCGCUCUACGACCAACUCCACCCGGACGACACGGAGAAGCUGAGGGAGCAGCUGUCUACUGCAGAGAACACCACCACGGGGAGGACGUUGGACUUGAAGACGGGAACGGUGAAGAAGGAAAGCCAGCAGUCCUCCGCCAGGAUGACAAUGGGAGCCCGUCGCUCGUUUAUAUGCAGAAUGAGGUGUGGCUCGUGUCCCGUGGAACCGCUGUCCAUGAACAGACUAAACUUCCUCAGGAAUAGAAACAGGAACGGCUUGGGCGCAGCAAAAGAAGGAGACCCCCAGUAUGUGGUGGUCCACUGUACAGGCUACAUCAAGUCCUGGCCGCCUGCCGGAGUGUCCUUAUCAGACAGCGAGCCAGACAACACUCAGGGGAGUCGCUACUGUCUCGUCGCCAUCGGCAGACUGCAGGUGACCUGCUGUCCAGGCGACACGGACGUCAACAGCAUCAGCGUUCCGGUGGAGUUCAUCUCGCGCCACAACUGCCAGGGCAUCUUCACCUUUGUCGACCACCGAUGUGUGGCGGCCGUCAGCUACCAGCCUCAGGAGCUCUUGGGGAAGAAUAUCCUGGAACUCGCCCACCCUGAAGACCAAGGCUUACUCCGAGAUAGCUUCCAACAGGUGAUGAAGCUGAAGGGUCAAGUCCUAUCGGUGAUGUUCAGGUUCCGUUCCAAAUCCAGAGAAUGGAUCUUGAUGAGAACCAGCUCCUUCACUUUCCAGAAUCCAUUUUCCGAGGAGAUUGAAUACAUCAUCUGCACAAACGUGAACGUCAAUAGAAACGCCAGUCAGGACCCCCUCACUCCCAUCUCCUCCCCAAGCGGUUUGCUGCCCCCCUCCCUGGGUCAGAGAAGCUCAAAUGGCUCGCCUGUGGUUCUUAGCCCAGGGCAGGUAGCUACCAGGCAGUUGCAGCAGCAGCAGGCCGAGCUGGAAGUGGGCGGAGCAAGGGACGCCAUGUACGAGGCAGGACCCAUCACGCUCUCCCAGGUGCCAGUGCAACCGGUGACGCCAGCCGAGCCGGACCACAGCAAGACCCUGGACAAGCCGGAUCUCUACCCCUCCCUUUUCCAAGGCCCCAGUCAGACAAAGGCUAUGCCCUCCACCUCCACACCCGCCACCCAAAUCUACCCUGCGGUCAACAACUUCACUGCUGGUCGCUCCAGCGAUGCAUACAGGCCGGUCAGUAUGGCCCCGCAGAUGACACAGCCGGCCCACUCGGCAGGGCAGAUGUUGGCCCAGAUGUCACGACAGAACGGCGUCCCGCAGCCUGUCACCCCCUCGAACACCGGCAGCCCUCUCCAUGGAGGCGGAGGAUGGCCUGGUCCGGGGACAGGUGCCGGAAGCCAGUUCAGUAACCAGCAGCAGGUGGCUCCCCAAGCAGCAAAGACCAUGUCUCCACCUUUUGCCUCCAUGGGUGGUUUUGGAGGCGGCUCUUCUAGUUCUUUUGGCCAGAUGCCCACCGGUGCCGCUCCGAGCCAGACCGGCAGCGCAAACUACCCUCAGAUAAACGCACGUGCCACCAUCAACGCCAGCGGUUACGAUGGUUCUCAAUCGCAGUUCCCCUCCCGGGCAACGGAGGCAGCGUGGCCCCAGUGGCAGGGCCAGCAGCACUCGCAGGGCAACGCAGACCAACACCCGCAUGCGCAAGGCAACCAGCAGGACAUGUUCACCGACGUGUUGUCCAUGCUGGAACCCGCCAACAACUUCAACAGCGACGACUUUGAGAUUUCCAUGUACCCUUCGUUAGCCUUCAACGAGUGACUGCAGGUCCUCCCUCCUUCCCGCCGCUCGCCUCACCUCACCUUUUUUACUGCUCCUCCUGCUCCUGGCGCUCUUUUCUUUUACUGUGCUCUGCUUCCUCCCUUCCUUCCUCCCUUCCUUCCUUCCUUCCUUGCACUGCUCAGCACGGAGCCAUUGUACACUGCAGGUAAAGCAGGAGAUGAGGCUGCUAAUUACAAGAAGAGUAACUUUAUUCCAGCCAUUGUUCUCCACAAAAGCACACACACACACAAUGGCCUUUUUUUCUUGUAUUCCUGGUUUUUCUCAGGCAUUUUGAACUUUUAGCAUGCAGGCUAAGCAAUUUCAUCUUUUUUUUUUUAACUCUCAGGAAAUGUCAGCGUUUUUAUUUUUUUUUAUUGACCACACGGUUUGUGCUUUUUGCAUUCUGAUGGUUUUAUCUUCCUGUGCAUGACGGCGCUGCUUCGUUAUGCAGAUCAUCAUUCACCAGUACGCUUUUCUAUGUACUGAGGUGGCUUCACCUACUAACUCUUGCUCUGCUUUCUUAUCAAUCACUCGGAUUCAUUUAUUUCUCACACACGCACGCUCCCAGUGGUCACCGAGCUAUUUCCUGUUUCCUGACUACAGCUUGUGUGCAUAGCAGGGGUGUCACGGGAUCUCACCAGGUUCAGAUAUUAGAUAUCAGAAUUAAUUAAUUAUCCAAUCAAUGAACAUGAACUGGAUAAUUUAGCAUCAAUGUAUCGGCGUCAGCAUGCGUGUCUGUUUUUGGACCACGGAGUCGUCGGGCCGUUACGGGGAAAUAAAAUCUGGGACUUCAAGAAUAAAGUCGUACAUUUAUGACGGGGGGAAAAAAAAAGGGCGUAUAUUUACGAGACUGAAGUCUUUAUGAUUUAAAAAAAGUCCUACACUUUAUGAGGCAAAAUGUCGUAUACUUCCCAGGAAAAGUAGUACAUUUAUGACAAAGUCGUACAUUUAUUAGGCAAAAAGUUGUAUACUUAGGAGGAAAAGUUUAUGCCAGUAAGGUCAUAAAUUUACAAUAAAGUCACACAUUUUGAGGAAAAAAGUCAAUACAUUUGAGGUCGUCCAUUUAAAAGAAAAAAGUCUUAAAUUUAUGACAAAAAAAAGUUGUAUCUGUAUGAGAAUAAAGUUGUAUAUUUAGGAGAAUAAAGUCUAAAAUCUACAAGAAAAAAAGUUGUGAAUUCAUGUGAAAAAAGUAAUAAUACGAGGAGAAUAAAAUGUUCCAUUUAUGAGAACGAAGUAGUACUAUUAGGUACUAUUAUGUGUCCUAGGGAGAAAAGCUUCAGGCCAGCUUUUAUUGAUAACGUGGCAGCAAAACACAAACAGGUUAGCAUGGCUAAAUGUACGGCUUUAUUCUGGUAAAUUAAUUAGUCGGCCCUAAUACUCCUCAUCUCUGGCCUUCAAACGUGUAGAAAGACGUUCUGUUUCAGCACCGUAGAACAGCGGCACGAACGGAAUGAGACCUUUUGCCAGUCUCUUAGUCUUGGCGGGUGGAGGCGGGGCCGCUAGCAUACACACAGAGAGUGCAGAAGAAUGUAAUGCAGUAAAAAAAAAAUCAAAUUGCAGUGUUUUCUUCGUUGUACUUUUAAAAUGUUCAAAUGUCAUCCGGUCCGGUUCUCGUAGACCCGAUGCGGUCGUGUCUGGUGACACCCCUGCUGCAUACCGUACGUAUUGAAAGCAAACUAUCGUUAUCGCUUCUUCCGUUGCCAAGCAUUACUUUGUACUACGUAUGAGCGCUUUGUAUUCCUUUUGUUAAAAAAAAAACUCAAGAAAAACCCCAAAAUACUGCACAGAGCAAUAAGUUACCAAGCAGCAGUUGUGUAUUUUUUAAAGCCAUUCUUUUUUUGUCUUGUGAAUGUCAUCCCUAAUUAUUAUUAUUAUUAUUAUUAUUGUCAUUGUUGUCGUUGUUUUUGGAAGGCAUGAUAGUCAUUCUUGAUGGAAGCGAGAUAUGUUGUGACCUUUCCGACCUCUGAUUGGUUGAUUGGUGGAAUGGGGAUUUGAUUUGGAGAUGGUUUAAUCAGGGUAUUUAGGAUACAAAUGGGAAAAAAAAAAUCUAAACCAUGAUCAAGUUCCUUUUGAACUGGACUUUGAACAUCUUUGCCAACACAGCUCAGACUUUUUUGUGUUUUGUGCUCCGUUGAUGUUGCUUCAAAAAAAAAAAAAAAAAGUAUCAUUUUGCCAUUUUUCAAAAAAGACAACUUUGUAUUGUUUGUGUAUGUACCACACUUAGUAAGUCGUACGUCAAGUCUUUGUUUGAAGGAGAUUUGUUUGUCUUUGGUUGUUUCUUAUUGCG